GAAGUUAGGAAAAAGGGUGCGGUUUCCAUGGAAACAUUCACCAACGAACCUUUGUUUAGCCCAUUUUAGCCAACCUUAUGAAGCAUGGCUCAACGCACCGAAUACCACAAAUGCGAUUUGACACGACUGCUGGCAGAACUGAAAGAAGAGAACGAAAUGACAAGCUCCAUUGAACAGUCUGUGUUUGAUCUACAAAGCACGAUGUGUGAACUUCAAAAGAGGCUGCAGAGCGUCGAUGGGGAAGGAAAUGAAUGGAAGACCAGAUAUGAGACCCAGCUGGAGUUAAAUGGACAGCUGGAAAGACAAAUUAUAGUGGCGCGUGAGAAGCUGGAAAGCAUGCGAGGAAACCCCGUAGAUCGACUGGCCUCUGUCCGCUCGUAUGAUGACAUGUCAGUAGUGAGUGGACCAAUAUUGAUUUAUCUGGAGGAAAUGCUUAGACAGCGGCUAAAGUUCCUGAGCGAGGAGAAGUCAGAGCUCCAGCGUCAGCUGACGGCCUGUCAUCUUCAAAUCCAGCAGGAAGGAAAGGCAUUCCACAAAACCAAUGAUGAGAGGAGGGCGUAUCUUUCUGAAAUUGCCAACCUUUCUGCUGCGUACGAGGCCCAAAGGAGGCAACGCUCCACUCAGCAGCGCAAGCCGCCGAGGAGCAAACAGACGAGAGGGAGGCAUAGCAGCAGGAAAGCAGAGGCCGAUUCUAAAAAAGGAACAGAGGGAGAAGAAGAAGGAGGACGAGGACGGCAUCUGAAAGGAGGAGGUGUCGGUGAUUCAGCUGCACAGAGAUGCCAGGAGACGAGACUUCUUAAAGAAAACUGGCUACACUCUUUAAACCACUGAGUUAACUUCAA
This is a messenger RNA of Oryzias melastigma (Indian medaka), 842 nucleotides long. It is a transcript of the gene ccdc169, whose product is annotated as coiled-coil domain containing 169. The transcript has 8 exons. Bases 85 to 831 code for a protein of 248 amino acids. The record is from RefSeq and is a predicted model, not a curated record. NCBI's taxonomy places the organism in Eukaryota, Metazoa, Chordata, Actinopteri, Beloniformes, Adrianichthyidae.